Messenger RNA from Aspergillus versicolor CBS 583.65, 966 nucleotides. RefSeq lists its product as uncharacterized. Gene Ontology annotation, biological process: protein N-linked glycosylation. Gene Ontology annotation, cellular component: Golgi membrane. The record is from RefSeq and is a predicted model, not a curated record. The coding region runs from base 1 to 966 and encodes 321 amino acids. The transcript has 3 exons. NCBI's taxonomy places the organism in Eukaryota, Fungi, Ascomycota, Eurotiomycetes, Eurotiales, Aspergillaceae. Gene Ontology annotation, molecular function: glycosyltransferase activity.
AUGAAUAAAGGACUCCAAACCCGUUCGCGGGGCUUUUUUAAGCAGAAGCCUAUUCUGCGACUGGUGGUCGCGCUUGUCGCACUCUUUUCCUUAAUACAUUUGUUCUCUAAAUACCCCCAUGCCACUCUACUUGAUAACACACCUCGAGCAACAGUCGGCAAGGUGAUGAUGGUCUACGGCAACAACUCCGUUUACGAACGCGCAAUUGAGACACACAAGGAACAUUGCAACCGACUUGGCUAUCCUCUCUUUAUACUGCGGAGAGAGGUCCUCGAUGGUGUCUGGAACAAAUUGGCCUAUCUUAUUUCCCUUAUAGUGCAGGAAUUAGAGAAACCCGAGGACGAGCGAUUGGAGUGGCUAUACUGGAUUGACAGUGAUACGAUCCUUAUGAAUCCCAAUAUGAGACUGGAAACCUUUCUCCCUCCGCCUCAUCUCACCAACGUACACAUCGUGCUAUCCAGGGACUGGAACGGAAUGAAUGCCGGGGUCUUUCCGAUCCGCGUCGACCCCUGGUCUAUUGAACUGCUAUCUGCAGCCAUCGGCUACCCUUACACAAACCCCGAGGAAACCCUCACCUGGGCGGAGCAAACUGCCAUGGUGAAACUUUUAGCCGAACACGAUUACUUUGCUCAAUCCGCCGUGUAUGUGCCUUUGCGGUGGUUCAACGCAUACAUGCGCUCUCCGGAUGGGGAGUCUCUGAAUACAGACUCUCGCGCAGAUCUUCAAGUUCACCCGGGGGAUCUUCUUGUCCACUUCCCUGGUACUCCGCGCGAAGACUUUAACGAUACUCUGAGUCCGUAUUUGGCUAUUGCUGAGCAGCACCGAAGCGAAUGGGAGCUUCCCCUGGAGAAAACGGGGUACGCUGAAGAAACGGCCAGGUUCUGGAAGAAGUACGGCAUUGAGAAUGGUUUUGAAUUGCCGGACGUGCAACAUGUCCAGGAAAUUUCGAAUGCUGGCCAGGUCUAA